AGUUGGGAACGAUGACAGCUUAAUACACACUUGGAAAUUCCUAUCGCAGUCAACAGACUCCUUACAUAAAAUCAGCCGGGUGAAUGAAUCCACGGAGUCACUGGUUGACGAAGGUGCGGACAUGAACGAAGGACAGCUGAUGGGAGACCUGGAAUUAGAUUCCAAGCAGCUGGAGGCAGAGUCCUGGAGCCAAGUAGUGGACAGCAAGUUCCUACAGCAGCAAAACAAAGAUGUUGUCAAACGGCAAGAUGUCAUUUACGAGUUAAUGCAAACAGAAAUGCAUCAUGUCCGCACCCUGAAGAUCAUGAAUGAUGUAUACAGCGCAGGGAUGCUAAAGGAACUACAGUAUGAUCAACAAGUUGUAGACAAGAUCUUUCCCUGCCUGGAAAACUUGCUGCACAUCCACAGUCACUUCUUCCAGCGGAUUCUGGAAAGGAAAAAGGAGUCAUUGGCAGACAAAAGUGAAAAGAACUUUGUUAUCAAGAGGAUAGGUGACAUCCUAGUGAAUCAAUUCUCCGGUGAGAGUGCCGAGCGAAUGAAGAAAACAUAUGGCAAAUUCUGCGGGCAUCACUGUGAGGCAGUAAAUAACUUCAAAGAUUUGUACUCAAAGGACAAGCGGUUUCAGGCAUUUGUCAAGAAAAAAAUGAGCAGCUCCCUAGUGAGGCGUCUUGGGAUUUCUGAAUGUAUCCUGUUGGUAACACAGAGAAUCACAAAGUACCCAGUCCUUUUACAAAGGAUACUGCAGUACACCAAAGAAAAUGAAGUGGAACAUGAAGACUUGACUCAGUCAUUAAACCUCGUUAAAGAUUUGAUUGCUGCAGUCAAUAGCAAAGUCAGCAAUUACGAAAAGAAAAUGCGUCUUAAUGAGAUUUACAACCGGACGGAUAGCAAGUCCAUCAUGAGGAUGAAGAGUGGUCAGAUGUUUGCAAGAGAGGACUUGAGGCAUCGAAAGCUCAUCCGAGAUGGGCCUGUUUCACUGAAAAAUGCAGCUGGCCGGUUAAAAGAAGUCCAGGCUGUUCUCCUCUCUGACAUGCUCGUAUUCCUUCAGGAGAAGGACCAGAAGUAUGUCUUUGCCUCACUGGACCAGAAGUCCACUGUGAUCUCUCUGAAGAAGUUGAUCGUACGAGAAGUGGCUCAUGAAGAGAAGGGUUUGUUCCUGAUCAGUAUGGGUGUAAAAGAUCCCGAAAUGGUGGAAGUCCACGCCAGCUCCAAAGAAGAGCGUAACGGCUGGAUACAGAUCAUUCAAGACACAAUGAACACCAUGGUUAAAGAUGAAGACGAAGGAGUCCCUUGUGAGUCUGAGUUUGAAAAGAAAGUGUCGGAUGCGAAAGUGAGAGCACUGAAAGAACAACUUCAUCAGAAGGAUAAGCAGAUCCUCCUCUUGCUGGAGGAGAAAACUAAGAUCUUCCGCGACAUGGCAGACAGCUCUGUGCAGGAGGACAUGCCAGGCUCCAGGUUGCUCUUCAGAGCCAACACAGAAGAGGCACCAAAAGGAGAGGCCAUUAUGAAAACUGCAAUAAAUGAAGUUGAACUGCUGCAAGACCUGGUGAACAGGAGCCUGGGCACUGCCCUUGGGCAGCAGGUCAGCAGCACUGCCAUGGAACAAGAAGGAGGAGUUGGCCCCAUCUCUCUCCCUAGAAGAGCAGAAACUUUUGGAGGAUUUGACAGUCAUCAGAUGAAUGCCUCCAAGUGUGGAGCGAAAGAUGAAGGUGACGAUGCUCAGGACCUUCGGAGAACAGAGUCGGACAGCAUUUUAAAGAAGGGUGGAAAUGCUAAUCUGAUGUUCAUGUUGAAAAGGAAUAACGAGCAGGUCCUCCAAACCAUUACCAGCCUCCAUAAGCUGCUCAGUGCUUUGCAGGGCGUCGUGCUGCAACAGGACACCUACAUCGAGGACCAAAAGCUAGCUCUGAGUGAGAGGGCUCUGUCCCGAAGCUUCUUCCGGCCAACAUCGCUGCUGGAGCAGGAGAAGCAGCGCAACCUGGAGAAGCAGCGCCAGGAGUUGGCCAACCUGAAGAAGCAGCAGACACAGCACCAGGAGGAGAGGAGGAAGAGAGAGAAGGAGUGGGAAGUCCGGGAGAAGGAGUUGGCAGAGCAGGAGGCCCAGCUGGCCCAGCGAGAGGAGCAGGUCCAGAAAGGGUGGCAGGACCUCGAGAGGGAGCGAGAGGAGCUGCAGGUGAAGAAGGCCUCCUACCAGCUCGACCUGGAGAGGCUUCGCACGGCACAGAAGCAGCUGGAGAGGGAGAAGGCACAGUUCAAGCAAGAUGUGGAGCGAUUGGCUCAAAUGCGGCAGGAGGCUGAGCACAACCAGGUUUCAAAUCUACAUGAGAAACUUGCAAGAGUCUCUUCGCAAUCCAGCAUCGACGACUCCUCCAAGCAGAAGAGCCCUUCCCUUCCUAAACAAGGGCACUUUGAUGCAGAACUGUCUGUCUCCCCAAAAAGGAACAGUCUUUCAAGGACACACAAAGAGAAAAGCACUUUCCAUUUGCUUAGCACAACAAACCAGACUAACAAGGUGGCUGAGGAACAGCCCCAGAUGCCUACCCGCCUCUUCAGUUUAGCCAAACCAAAGGAAAAGAAGGAAAAGAAGAAAAAGGGCAGGGGACAUCGCUCCCAACAGUCUGAUUCUCACUCGUCAGAAGCACCUCCAGAGGGUGAGGAGAUCUUCUGCUGAGCACGGAUGAUUCCAUCGGUCACUCUCGGCAUUGGUACAGUGGACAUCUGCCUGCCCGCUCCGCAGCACGCUGCUGGUGCCUGCGUCUGACAAGCAUCUGGAGGUUUUAAAUAAAACGUGUUAUGAAGUCUGUUAAGUGAUGGGAAAGGGCCUCUCUCCUGUGGUUUUGCAUGAGUUCUCACCGCAGAGGCUGACUGCACGGCAAAUAGUACUGUGUCUCUGCGCAAACCUGGCGUUAAAUGGACUGAGAUUGAUGUUUUCUGUCUCUUCUUACUGCUAAAGGAUGAGAGAACAUAGCCUUAAGGGGUCUGUGCCUUCAAAUUCCCCUUUUUGGGGAACAUAACCAAAACCAAGCAUUUAGCAAAAGAUUAGGACUCUACAAAUGGUGCGUGCACUCUGGCAUAUAUAGAUACAUUGUAUAUAUACAUAUAUGUAUCUGUGUAUCCACUGGGAUAUGCUUACAGUCUGUACAGCCAAGCUUAGCUCGGCCUGUGGGGAUAGAUGAUACCUGAUGACUUUCAGGGAGCAUGUAGAUAUUAAAUAUCUUGCCCUUACUGCUCCAAUGGUAACACUGUUGACUUGCACACCCCUUUUGUGCUCAUG
Molecule: messenger RNA, 3274 nt
Organism: Pterocles gutturalis (yellow-throated sandgrouse)
Lineage: Eukaryota; Metazoa; Chordata; Aves; Pterocliformes; Pteroclidae
Gene: AKAP13
Product: A kinase (PRKA) anchor protein 13
Exons: 17
Biological process (GO): regulation of Rho protein signal transduction; positive regulation of canonical NF-kappaB signal transduction; adrenergic receptor signaling pathway
Cellular component (GO): actin cytoskeleton; membrane
Molecular function (GO): MAP kinase scaffold activity; guanyl-nucleotide exchange factor activity
Source: RefSeq, a predicted model, not a curated record